CUUAUCGCGCCUUAGACCCGAAUGCAUACGCGAAAACUACUUUCCCAUCCGUAACCUCUGCACCGCGCCGUGGUCUUUCAGGGCCCUGACUCUGUCUUUCAAUCGCCGCGACAAUGCCUUACCUACACAACCCUUAUCUAGCGAUACCGGAGGCCAAACUUUGCGCCGAGCAAUUUUCGCAGCGGGAAGACGCGAAAGACGGGUUGAGCAAGCUGAGGAGCGAGUUCGUCAUACCGACCAAGGGCGACCUAAAGGCUCGGAAGUAUGGAUUUCAGCACAAGGAAAAACGCGCCACUGCGCAAUCGCAAGACGACGAGGAAUCGAUAUACUUCUGCGGCAAUUCGCUUGGGCUCCAACCGCGGAGAACAAAGGAGUACAUCAAUCGCUACCUUGACACAUGGGCGUCCAAAGGCGUCUUCGGCCAUUUCACCAAUUAUGAAGGAGGCCUUCCACCGUGGCUACACAUUGACGAUGCAGUGAAGAACCAGACGGCCAAAAUUGUCGGGGCGCUUCCUAACGAAGUCGUCAUCAUGGAGACAUUGACUGCAAACUUGCAUCUUCUGAUGGCGAGCUUUUACCGUCCGACAAAAGACAGGUGGAAGAUCAUCAUUGAGGGCAAGGCGUUUCCUAGCGACCAUUAUGCUGCGCUCUCCCAGAUCGCACACCACAAUCUCGAUCCUUCCGCUCUCAUCACCAUCGACCCGCCGUCAGCCUCGGCGCCCUACCUCUCGAGCGAACACAUCCUGUCUGUAAUUUCACACCACGCCCCCAGUACGGCUCUUGUCCUUUUGCCUGGCAUACAAUUCUACUCGGGCCAGUUCUUCGACAUUGAGUUGAUAACGCGUCACUGCCGGUCGCUGGGUAUAACAGUGGGCUGGGAUUUGGCCCAUGCAGUAGGGAAUGUACCGUUGAAGCUGCAUGACUGGAACGUGGACUUCGCGGCGUGGUGCAACUACAAAUACAUGAAUGGUGGUCCAGGAGUCAUUGGCGGGGCCUUCGUUCAUGAAAGUCACGGCAAGGUAGAGCAGGUGCCCACAAAUCAGACCAACGGUACAGGCAGCUCGUCAAACAGGGACACAAGCCUCUCGUAUCGCCCGCGCUUAAGCGGCUGGUGGGGCAGUGACAAGAACAGCAGAUUCCGCAUGGACAAUAAAUUCGUUCCCAUUCCUGGCGCCAGCGGCUUCCAACUCAGCAACCCAAGCGCACUCGACAUGACAUCGGUAAUGGCAAGUUUAGAUGUCUUUGCGCUGACCGACAUGGAAGCCCUGCGACAGCGCAGUCUCAACUUGACUGCAUAUCUCGAGGCUCGCCUUCUCAAAUACCCAAAUGGCGAACCACCUUACAAGAUCAUCACACCACCGAACCCAGCCGAGCGGGGCGCACAGCUCAGCAUUCUUCUGAAGCCCGGCUUGUUGGACCAAGUGCUGCAUUACAUCGAAGAACGUGGCGUGGUGGUGGAUGAGCGCAAGCCUGAUGUGCUUAGAAUCGCACCAGCACCUUUGUACAACUCUUUCCGCGACAUCCAUCGCUUCAUCAACAUUUUCCACGAGGCAUGUCGCAUCGCUACAAGGGGCGCAGGGGACAAGAGGCCGCACAACAAUGCGGUUCCGAAAGGCAUUGCAGCAAUAUGAGCUGGGUAGACCUUCUCGGGGGAACAUCUGUUCGAUUCUUGGUAUCUGGUAGUUGUCUGCCCAUUGAGCAGCAUAAUUUCUAAUUUCAGGCCCAAAAGUACGCAUAUAUAUAUACCCAAAGCAA
This is a messenger RNA of Exserohilum turcica Et28A, 1755 nucleotides long. RefSeq lists its product as uncharacterized. The record is from RefSeq and is a predicted model, not a curated record. Gene Ontology annotation, molecular function: kynureninase activity; pyridoxal phosphate binding. Bases 114 to 1631 code for a protein of 505 amino acids. Gene Ontology annotation, biological process: NAD+ biosynthetic process. NCBI's taxonomy places the organism in Eukaryota, Fungi, Ascomycota, Dothideomycetes, Pleosporales, Pleosporaceae. Gene Ontology annotation, cellular component: cytoplasm. The transcript is spliced from 2 exons.